Messenger RNA from Cyprinodon tularosa, 1546 nucleotides. Its product is annotated as transmembrane protein 238-like. The transcript is spliced from 2 exons. The record is from RefSeq and is a predicted model, not a curated record. Lineage: Eukaryota; Metazoa; Chordata; Actinopteri; Cyprinodontiformes; Cyprinodontidae. Bases 397 to 891 code for a protein of 164 amino acids.
CCUCUUCUUGCUCCACUCUGCUGGGGUAACCGAUGUGUCCUGCUCUGUGGCUUCAGCUUGCCUGUCUAUAGGGCUGGUGUUUGUUGUGAUGGGACUGGUGUGGAUCCCCAUCCUGAAGGAGAAGCAAAGGCGGAGGCGACUCAGCCAAGGACUUGAGUAGGAGAUGAGAAAUGACUUGAUGUUAGUGAUGAUGUUCUUGUGGGGAGGGAACUUCAUACUCCCCUAUCACUUGUCAUCUUUGGGACUACUUUUUGCUCCACUUUGGAGGAUCUACUCAUCUGUUUAGUCCAAAAGAAGAGUUCCGUUGUAUGUAGACCUGCAAAAGUUCCUCCUGUUCCUUAGUGGCCUGUGACAUAAUUUGUGUUAAUUUAAGGUUUGACGAGCUCCUGUGCCAUCAUGUCCACAUCGGUGCAGAUAGAGCCUGUCAUGGAGAAGACCUACGGAGGAGUUGGCCGCUGCAAGUGCUCCUUCUGGUUCGCAGUGGUCCAAGACGUACUGGGCGUCCUUAUCAUCCUGGUGGGGGUGUUCAGCGGGGUGGUGAUUCACGAUGUGUUUAUCUACGGUGGGGCCAUCCUAAUCUUCCUCAGCCUGAUCUGGUGGGUGUUCUGGUACUCUGGGAACAUUGAUGUUCCACCAGAGGAGUUGGAGGACGACGUAGGCCUGAUCAAGUAUAAGAACAAGAAGCUCAGUCGGGCCGUGAGACGUGUUUCGGACCGUAUCUCCGACAGGAUUAGGAACUCUUUCAGAAAGAAAGGCCGCGAUUUUCAACACGGGCCAUCCGGUGACCCUAGGCCUUCAAACUCAGGUACAGAUAUAGAACUUUCCACCAUAUAUGACAACCCCAAAGGCUCUUCAUCAAAAGAACUUGUGAGAGAAGCACUCUCCAUAUGAACUAAACUAAGGAACCGUGAACUUGACUCCUUAUUUUUUGCCUUUUUUGCUGCUUUUUAAAACUUUUUUUUUUGUGUUCCCAUCUGUAAAUAUAAUUUGACACUGAAGUGAUGACUGUAUAACUUCCAUGUUGUUAAUAAGAUGUGGUUCACUGAUCCACUCAGCUCUUACUUACUGUUUUGACAGCUGAUCAUCUGUUGUUUAUUCCCGGAGGAGGACUCUAAAAUAAGUCAAAAUGAUUGAUGAGCAAUGAGGAGGCUUCAUCUUGUCUGCAUGAGCUGUAACAGGAUCAUGUGUUCCUCCUUUUAAGUUCUCUCAAUGGACACUGCUGCUAACACCUGUUUCAUUUACAUAUUUUUCCCUUUUGCAUUAAAGCACUGAAUUAUUGCUGAUCAGAUACACUUUUUCUAAUUUAGCAAUUAAAAGGACCCAGCUUGCCUAAAGCGAUAUUGUAGUUUGUUUAUAUUCAUUGUCUGAUAUCAAAGUUGUGCAAACAUUGUGCAUUUCAUUCUUUAGAAAUUAUUUUCUGUCUUUCUCAUCUGUGUUUGAACCGUAAAUCUUUUCUACUCUGAUGGAAUAAAUUCUGCUCACAGUAAAGAGCAGUAGGCCCUAAGGGUCAAGUAUUCAGAAUAAAUGAACUGAGGAUUUUUGGUAA